AUGAGUCGCUUGGAGGCGGAGAACCUCAUCGCCAACGCGUAUCGCGCUCCUGCCACUGACAGCGUCCGUGAGAACGCAACUGCGACCGUCUCGAGCGGAUCCAAGCUGCGUACGUUGGCGCGGCUACCGUCGCGCAACACUGCAUCGUCCAAUGAUUUCUAUCUGCAGCAGUCAGGCGUUCAGUUCUACGUAGACGACCUGGUACGCCAGUUACAGGACAAGCGCCCGGAUCAGCCGGCACACUUCAUCGCCAAUUAUUUUGCCGCAGUUGCCAAAGGAUCCAAUGUCAAAAACCGGUCGUUCGAGUACGUCAACGGCUGUCUGCAAAACCGUGCGUCCUUCCUUGCUCAAUUGCAGCGCAGCUACGCAAAGAUCGACCACGAUAUGAUGCUGUCGGUUAGAGAUUUCACAGAAAUGCUUCAUUGUCAGUGCAGCGACUUGCCAACACAAUUAGUACGGCAAGCGACCGGCCACCUGCCUGAAAACGAAGAUGACCAGCGACGAGCAUCGCUGCGAACGUUACUAACAGCUUUCAGUGCAUGCUUCUUUUUCAAUGUUUUUGAACAAGGCGCACGAUAUCUACAACGAAAAUGCGGCAACCAAAGACAGAAAUUCAGCAUUCCGCCCAUGAUUGAGGUGGAGAAAAUCGCCAUGAAGAGCUCUAGCUUCAAGGAGUUCUGCCACUUGUUCUAUGAUAGUCCGGUACUCAUCGACUACAUUUCAAACCUUCAACUCGCCUUUCAGAAGCUGGCUACAUUGGCAAAACGAAACUAA
This is a messenger RNA of Phytophthora infestans T30-4, 774 nucleotides long. RefSeq names its product protein kinase. Bases 1 to 774 code for a protein of 257 amino acids. NCBI's taxonomy places the organism in Eukaryota, Oomycota, Peronosporomycetes, Peronosporales, Peronosporaceae. The transcript has 5 exons. The record is from RefSeq and is a predicted model, not a curated record.